AUGGCGCACUGCGGUCCGAUAGCGGUGCUGCAGCUGCUGCCGCUGAGCUCCCUGCUGCUGCUGCUGCGGCUGCUGCUGCUGGCGCAGCCCGCGGCGGCCCGCGUGCCGGGCGUAGUGAUGCCUAGCAUUGUGGGCGGCACGGACGCGCCAAAAGGCAGGUUUGCCUACGACAUGGGGCUGCUGUCGAGCCUCGGCGGCUGCGGCGGCGCGCUGAUUAGGCAGGACGUGGUCGUCACCGCCGCACACUGUGUGGCCCCGGGAAACCCACAGGCAUGGGCCAAGGAGCUGUCCGUGUUUGUUGGCAACUACAAGAACUUCAACCGCAACGGCUUUGACGGCAUGCGGUACCGCGCGUCCAGCGUGGUGGUGCACCCGCAGUACUCCGACGUGACCCAGGCCUAUGACGUGGCUUUGGUGUUCCUGUCGCAGUGCGCGGCGCUGGGACCCAACGUGCAGGUCAUCCAGCUCGCCAGCCAAGAAGAGUUUCUCGCAGCCCAGGGCUCAGACUGGCUGAUCUCCGGCUGGGGCACCUCUGGCGCUGGCGCCAAGCAGGACGGCAUGGGCGGCCAGCUGCCCCCGGUGCUGCAGAUGGGGCGCGUCAGCGCCGGGAACGUGCUGGCCCCCGCCUCUGGCGGCGUCCCGUUUGUGGACUCGUGCCAGGGCGACAGUGGGGGCCCCAUGGUGUUCAACACCGCGGCCAGGGAAGGGCCUGAGCUGGCUGCUCCCGACAACGACAGGCUGGUCGGCAUCGUCUCAUGGGGCGCCGGCUGUGGGCAGAAGGACUCGCCCGGGGUUUACACGCACGUGCCCAACCUCAGGCCCUGGAUCCUUGCCGAGAUGGCCAAGGUUGAUGGCGCCUGCUCCGGCCCAAAGUGGUUGUCUUCGGCGUCCGCCGCCUUCACGCUCGCCAGCCAAGAGCGCAACUGGGCCGGCAGCAUCACGCGCACCACCGCCGUCGGCACAAAGUGGCCGCAGGCGCUGGAGCUCUGCAGGCGGAGCUGCGACAGGCGGGCCAAGUCGGGCGGCUGCAGCGCCUUCUCAGUCAGCCUGAGGGCCAGCGGGAAGCUCACGGUGACGACUAAGUACGCGUGUGACAUGUUCAAGGACAUGCCCUCGCGGCUGUGCGGCGCGCCGGGGUCAGAGGCCGACAGGCAGUGCAAGCAGUCCACCGGCGGCGCGUACCUCAGGGCGUGA
Molecule: messenger RNA, 1194 nt
Organism: Monoraphidium neglectum
Lineage: Eukaryota; Viridiplantae; Chlorophyta; Chlorophyceae; Sphaeropleales; Selenastraceae
Exons: 7
Coding region: 1-1194 (397 amino acids)
Biological process (GO): proteolysis
Molecular function (GO): serine-type endopeptidase activity
Source: RefSeq, a predicted model, not a curated record